GCUGAAAGUGACGCGCACGGUUGCGUUGCGUGCGUUCUCGAAACCAAAAUCGUACCUCGCACACACACUCUCACCAUACCACGAAUGGUCCGUCGUGGGAAGCUAGCGGGCUGGCAGGUUGCCAUCGAGACCAAUGCACCUUCGGAGCUCUGCAGCGCGCAAUUUUAGCGGAACUCAAAAGAUGGUAGAGAUGGUGCAGAUCCAGGUUCCAACAACAUGCCAUUACAGUUCUCCGCCAAAAGUGGGCCAAAGGUCAUAGAGAAAACCUAUGAUGAAGACCGAGACAACAAAUCCUCAGGCAGAAGACUCUCUACUCCAGACCAGGGCUCGCAGCACAUGUGGGAAGGGGGCGGAGCCAUGGGUUACCAAGACAACUCAAUGAACGAUCCCGGAGCAAUAAUGAUGAUGGGCGGCGGCGGUGGUUCAAUGUUGCCCGGGAUGGGCCCGGGUUUUGGUGGAAUGGGACCUGGUUUUCCAGGCCCAGGCCCUAUGGAGGGGCAGGACUUCAUGCAGGGUGGUCCUAUGGGCCAAGAGAUGGGUCCUAUGAUGGGACCGAUGAUGGGACCGAUGAUGGGACCGCCCAUGGGUGGACCUAUGGGCAUGGGCGAUAUGGGCAUGGGCGAUAUGUCUGGUAGUGGUCCAAGGAAACCGGUCCUGCACUUUGCUGAUUUCACCCUCUUCCCCCCUACUGUGCACCAAGGCCCACCACCGGUAGGAGAGCGCCCUCUUGGUUGUAAGACCAUCUUCGUUGGAGGUCAACCUCAGAGUAUGACGGUCGAGAUGAUGCUCGAGCUCUUCACUAAAUACGGAGGCGAGAUCAUCAAUAUCCGACAAGGAAAGAGAAACUUCUGUCACGUCCGCUUCAAGGAUGAACAAGCGGUCGACAAGGCCAUGUUUGUUUCGGGCUACAGAGUGCGAAUCGGUGCAAACAUUGACCCGCCUAACAACGGACGUCUGCGGUUGGACUUUGCAGAGAACCGCGAUGACCAGUACGAAUUUGAGUGUGACCAGCGGCGCAGGGCCAGAGAAGCAAGACAUGCUUACACAACCGUUACGCCAGAAGAACCUGCCGUUAACCCUAGGUACACGCCCGGGGAGAGCUCCACGCUACUUUCAAAAAUCAAAGAUGGCGAGUCGUUCCCCCAGGCCGCUAACAUGCUUGUGAACUGGCUGGAGAGGGGAGAGUGUGACAAGAGAAACUCAGCUCAGUUCUACAACUUGGUGAAGUCGACACAUACGCAUGUGAGGAGACUGAUUGGUGAGAAAGCUCAGUGUGACCUGAACCUCAAUCAGAUACAACAGCAGUACAGGAUGCAGGUCAUUGGACUCAUUACACAAUACACUCUGAUCGAGCAGGUAUUAAUGAGUGCAUGUAAGCAGAAGGUGUGGGACCAUUUCACCAAGGCGCAGAGGAAAACCAUUGAAGGCUGGAAGCAACAGACCAAGGAGUUGCGUCAGCAGCAGCAAGAGGAGCUUGGAGUGGGUGAGAAGGGGGAAGCAGAGAUGGACCUCUCCGACGAAGAGGACCAGAUCGGGACCCAAAGCGGGACCCAAAGCGAGGCCAAGCGCCCCCGUACAGAGUCGAUUACCUCAGACUCUCCCCCCGUGACCAUUCAAUCAACUUCCUCCGCUCCACGGGAUGACCAGCUCCAGCUUCAGGUCCAAGCCCUGAUGCAUCAGAACAGCGUCCUCAGGAACCAGCUGGAGACCAUCAAAGUCAAGGAUGAGUCUGCCAGCCUGGCCCCGCCCGGGACCACGCCCAGCGGUGGUGUGCCGAUCGCCAACGAGGAGAUGGAGACCCAGAUCAAAGCCUUGCAACAUUCUCUACUUAGCAUGCAACAGCAACUGCAAGAUACUAAGAACAAAUGGAAGAAGGAAGAAUCCAUGCGGAAAGAUACAGAGGAAAGACUUCGAACAGUGGAAUCUCAGGUAUCGAGCAGGAGUGACUCUAGACAGACGACGGACACAGACUCCAACGAGAAACAAACGACCCUUGACCCCAGGAAGGCUGAUAUGAUCGGUCUACUAAGCAUCUUCCUUCACGUUCAUCCCUUUGGUGCAUCAACAGAGUACCUUUGGUCUUACAUGCAGCGUAUCAACCCCUCCGUCACCAUAAACGAGAUUGAAUCUCUCAUGAACUCCUACCCGACCAUCUUUAGACAGGAUCUCUUUGGGGUCGGGGCCUCGCUGGAAAAGCGGUGGCGCUACACGGCCUUUUCUAAAUUCUCGGACCUGAAAUCUGGUGUUGUAGACAACGGUGGUUCGUGAGGAUGUACGUUGUUUGGACCCACUCGUGCGAUACAGGGAAAAGAGCAUUGCUCUGUUGACUAUUGAUAUGGCAGUAGACUCUUUGGACAGUCUUAUUCUUUAAAAUUCCCAGUAUUGCAUGGCUAAAUGCUACCGUUGAGGUGUUCAGAUCUCUACAUGUAUAUAUGCAUAGUGCGUUGACACAGACCGAUUGUUCCGGUACAAAGGUACAUAUUCCAGCAAAAGUAGCUUUGCAGUCCAUGACUUACUCUAACAAAUUCAUCCUGGGAUCAAACAGUAUACUCAAAUGAUAAGGUGGCGAGUUGCUACAAGUAUAUCACGAAUGUUAUAUAUUCACCUCAAGCUACAACGAAUCAGCGAAAAUUUUGAACAUGUUCAAAAUUUUCACUGAUUCGUUGUUACUCGAGGUGAAUUCGUUGUUACUCGAAGUGAACUCGCUUACACUCGUAAUAUACUCGCAUUACUUGUAACAAGCUCGCGCUGCACUCUUUAUAAGGUAGCUAGUUGCUACGAGUUAUGAAGAGUGCAGCGCGAGCUUGU
Messenger RNA from Strongylocentrotus purpuratus (purple sea urchin), 2808 nucleotides. Its product is annotated as ecto-NOX disulfide-thiol exchanger 2. Gene Ontology annotation, biological process: ultradian rhythm. The record is from RefSeq and is a predicted model, not a curated record. Gene Ontology annotation, molecular function: RNA binding; protein-disulfide reductase activity. The transcript has 13 exons. NCBI's taxonomy places the organism in Eukaryota, Metazoa, Echinodermata, Echinoidea, Camarodonta, Strongylocentrotidae. Gene Ontology annotation, cellular component: plasma membrane; external side of plasma membrane. Bases 217 to 2268 code for a protein of 683 amino acids.